Myotis davidii is the source of this 3708-nucleotide messenger RNA. RefSeq names its product carboxypeptidase M (gene CPM). Gene Ontology annotation, biological process: proteolysis. Lineage: Eukaryota; Metazoa; Chordata; Mammalia; Chiroptera; Vespertilionidae. The transcript is spliced from 8 exons. Gene Ontology annotation, molecular function: metallocarboxypeptidase activity; zinc ion binding. The coding region runs from base 27 to 1358 and encodes 443 amino acids. The record is from RefSeq and is a predicted model, not a curated record. Gene Ontology annotation, cellular component: cell surface.
UUAUCCUUUUUAUUCAUCUCUAGAACAUGGACUUCGCCCGCCUCUGGCUAGGGCUGCUGCUGCCCUUGGUGGCCGCGCUGGAUUUCAGCUACCACCACCAGGAAGAGAUGGAAACGUUCUUGAAGAAUGUUGCCCAAAACUACAGUUCUAUCACUCACUUACACAGUAUUGGGAAGUCUGUGAAAGGCAGAAACCUGUGGGUUCUUGUCGUGGGACGCUCACCAAAGGAACACAGAAUCGGGAUUCCAGAGUUCAAGUACGUGGCGAAUAUGCACGGAGAUGAGACUGUAGGGCGGGAACUGCUGCUCCAUUUAAUUGACUAUCUCAUAACCAACGAUGGAAAAGACUUUGAAAUCACCCGUUUAAUCAAUAGUACCCGGAUACACAUCAUGCCUUCAAUGAACCCAGAUGGAUUCGAAGCUGUCAAAAAGCCUGACUGUUUUUACACUAAUGGAAGGGAAAAUAAUAACUUCUAUGACCUGAAUAGAAAUUUCCCCGAUGCUUUUGAAUUUAAUAAUGAAUCAAGGCAGCCUGAAACUGUGGCGAUCAUGGAGUGGCUGAAAACAGAGACGUUCGUCCUCUCGGCAAACCUCCAUGGCGGUGCCCUGGUGGCCAGUUACCCUUUCGAUAACGGUGUUUCAGCAACGGGGACGUUACACUCCCGGAGCUUGACCCCCGAUGAUGAUGUCUUUCAAUAUCUUGCAAAUGCCUACGCCUCAAAAAAUGUCAACAUGAAGAAAGGAGAUCAGUGUAAAAACAAAAUGAACUUCCCGAACGGGAUUACAAAUGGGUACUCUUGGUAUCCUCUCAAAGGUGGAAUGCAGGAUUAUAACUACAUCUGGGCCCAGUGCUUUGAAAUUACGUUGGAGCUGUCAUGCUGUAAAUAUCCUCGCGAGGAGAAGCUUCCGUUCUUCUGGGAUUCCAACAAAGCCUCGCUGAUUGAAUACAUAAAACAGGUGCACCUAGGUAUAAAGGGUCAAGUUUUUGAUCAAAAGGGAAAUCCAUUACCCAAUGUAAUUGUAGAAGUCCAAGACAGAAAACAUAUCUGCCCCUAUAAAACCAACAAAUUUGGAGAGUAUUACCUCCUUCUCUUGCCUGGCUCAUAUACGUUAAAUGUUACAGUCCCUGGACAAGAGCCACACCUCACAAAGGUGAUUAUCCCAAAAAAAACCCAGGACUUCAGUGCUCUUAAAAAGGAUAUUGUAUUUCCACUCAGAGGGCAAUUGGAUUCUACCCUAGUAUCAAAUCCUUCAUGUCCUAUGAUUCCUCUGUACAGUAUUUUGCCAAGCCACUCAACCGCAACAAAGCCUAGCCUGUUUUUACUCUUAGUGACUCUUUUUCACAUAUUGUUCAAAUAAAGCAAAAUGUGAAACUCAACCCCAUCACCACCUGGAAUCAGGGAUUACACAUGCCAGGUUACUGCAAACUAACUCCCUCUGUGAGACAACUGGCCAAACGCCACCGUCCUUCCCUAAGAAGACAAAUGGUUAAAUCCUGUAACGAGAAAUGUGUGGUGAUAAUGAAAGAAAUGAUUUAGUUUUGAUGAUGAAUAGAAGACACCCACCUAUCAAGUACUGCCCACUUACACUUCAUUUUAAAGUCAUCUUAGAAAUUUGUAAGAAGUUAAACUUGAGGAGCAAAAAUGAAGCUCCUGCAAGAAGAAGAAGAAAAAAAAGAAGCUAAUUCUGGAUACAGAGAGACAGAUGAAUAUAAGCAAUGAACAUGAACAUUUAUUGAACACCUAUCAUAUACAAGACCUUGCUAUGAGUGCUAUAUAUGAAGAGAUAGUGCCAUAUAUCGUUAGUUCUCAGGACAGGGAAAAAUGAUAACAAGACUGGGAAUAUUUUGCUUUGCAAAUGCUCUAAGGAAAUAUGAGAGAAAAUAGGCAGCCAUGUCUCAGUGGCCCCAGAAAAUAUGGGCCUAAUAGGAUGAUAAGGUGUUGCUUACAGAGUCCCAAAAAUAUGGUCAUUUAAGUGUCCCUGCCGUUCUGCACCUGGAUGCCACAGUCCUGUCAUGCUGAUAACCCCCAAAUGUGUAAUUCUAGCCUCUUGCCUGAGCUUCAGACUCACAUCCAACUGCCCACUGGAUAUAUAUCCACCUGGAUGUGAACAGAGGUACCUCAAACUCAUGCGAAAAUGGAACAUACUUUUCUCCCUAGAGCUGCUCUUCCUCCUGUAUCCUGUCUCAAUUCCUGGUACCACCAAACCUGGGAGUUCUCCUUGAUACUUCUUCCUCCUCUGUCAUCCCAUAUAUUCCAUCAAUCACUAAAGACUAUAAUUAUCGAUUCUACCCUCCCUCCAGGACUACUAACACUGCCAAGUUCCGGCCGUCACAGCUCACCUGCACCACUGCAACAGCUGUACCGUCAGCUUCCUCCUCUUCAGAUCCAUCCUCCACAUGGCACUGGGGAAGGGGGUCUCUUUGAAACAAAAGCCAACAACCUACUGACACCUAAUGUCCUGCUGUGUCCCGGUGCCUGGAAUGCCAUUCUGACCCACUUUUUCUUUCUUCCUCCUUCUUUUACAACUCGGUUCAGGCAUCGACUCCUCCAGGAAGCCUUUGCUGACCAUCAUUCCAUUCCUUUCCAUCUCACCUCCUCCCAGUCAAUCUGGGAACCCUCCUCUUUGCUCCCCAAAUAGAACAGGUUACCUCUACUAUUGGAUUUACAACACUGUGUUAUCAUCUUCUACUUCCAGGUACGAGUUUUCUCUAGUAGAGUGAGCUCUUUGGGACCGAGGGGCUAAUUUGUUUGAAAAAUGCAUUUUUAUAUCCUCAGAGAACAUAUUAGAAAUUGAAUGAAUGAACAAAGGUUUCCAGCAAUCUGCUACUCCCAGUCUCUCCCAGAAACUGUAUAGGGCUUUGAGUUAAACUAGAUCCCAUGCUUUGGCGAUUUCUGGUUCCUAGUAAUGCUGACAGAAGAGUGUUUUCAUGUAUGUAUCAAGAAAUAAAUUCAAAUACGGUGCUUUUACUGGACUUUGCAUUUAUCCUAAGCUUCAUAGUAAAAGUAUGUUACCUAUUAACUCUAAGGCUACCUUUUUUAUUAUUGGAAAACAAAAUUUUUAUCAUUAGUACUCAAUAUGAAGCAUUUAUUCUCCACUAUAAUGACAGUUAACCUAACUUAAAACAUUAUAUAAGGGGAAGUAUCAAACAGAAAAUGAAACUAUACUUGGCUUGGAACAUGGUGAAUGCUUGAGAACCAUACAUGAAUGGGAGAUACAUGGGCAUUUAGGACCUAUUCUUGUGCCAAGCUUAUUCUGUCUAUACAAAAUCAUACAUGUUUAAUAUAAACAAAAUUUAUAAUCUUUUACUCACUUCUUUAAAAUCUGGCAAUAACCUAAAUAUCUUGAUCAUUUUUAUUUAAAUAAACCAUAACUUAUUAUACUUGAAAGCAUAUGUUAAUAUAUUACAGAAACUGAUUUGGUAUAUUACAUAUAAAAGUAUAUGAAAUUUGGCUUGAUUUGCCAUUAAGCCCUAAAGAAUUUUUCAAGCGGGCAUUCUGAGUUCUAACUUUUCCUUUCCCAAGACAGCAAAUUUUUUGCCUUUUUAAUCUUAUUUUUUACUCUUUUAUUGUUAAUUUUUAAAUUAAAUUUAUUAGGGUAACAUUGAUUAACAAAAUUAUGGUAGCAAUUUUUGAAGAAACAUGAACCAAAAUCUGAAUUGGUUCAUGAGCCAUAAUGUUAAGGAAAUGUUUUUAAAAUCAGAAAUUUU